AUGGCAUCGAAUCGUUCGUUUAAGCUAAAUUCGGGGCAUAGCAUCCCCGCUGUUGGAUUGGGCACAUGGCAAUCAAAACCGAACGAGGUCAAGGAAGCUGUAGCGGCGGCACUAAAACUCGGUUAUCGCCAUAUCGACGCAGCAGCAGUGUAUGGGAAUGAAGCAGAAGUGGGAGAUGGAAUCAAAGCUUCAGGAGUGGAGCGAGAGUCAAUAUUUAUCACUGGAAAGCUUUGGAAUACCGAUCACAAGCCAGAGGAUGUUGAACCAGCUCUUGACGCAACCUUGAAAGACCUCCAAACCGAUUAUGUUGACUUAUAUCUUAUCCAUUGGCCUGUUGCGUUCCCCAAGUCCACCGAACGAUUCCCAGUCGAUCCAACCACCGAGCAAAUUUCCGUCAUCGAUGUGCCAAUAGCUGAUACAUGGAAAGCUAUGGAAGCUCUUGUCAAGAAAGGCAAAGUUCGAAGCAUUGGUGUCAGUAAUUUCACACAAGAGAAGAUCGAGACCCUUCUACAAACAGCAGCCAUCCCGCCUGCGGUCAAUCAGAUUGAGGCGCAUGCGUACUUGCAGCAACCGAAGCUGUUGGAAUGGUCGAAACAGAAAGGCAUAGUCGUAGCAGCGUACAGUCCACUCGGGAACAAUAUCUACAACCUUCCACGAGCAGUGGAUGAUCCCACCGUCAUUGCUCUCGCCAAGGAUCUAAACAGGCAGCCAGCUCAACUCUUGAUCAAUUGGGCUGUUCAGCGCGGCACUGUUGUGCUCCCCAAAAGUGUCACAGCAUCGAGAAUCAAGGACAAUCUUGAAGAAUUCGAGCUUCCAAAAGAUGUCUUUGACAAGAUCACGGCACUAGAUAGCCAUACUAGGUAUAACUUCCCGGCCCGAUUAGGUGUCGAUAUCUUUGGUGAAGUAGGACCGGAGAGCUUGAAGAAAAGUGUGGAGGACUGGAAAGCGGCCCAGCGAAAGUUGAAAGCUACUUCUUAA
Molecule: messenger RNA, 978 nt
Organism: Lachnellula hyalina
Lineage: Eukaryota; Fungi; Ascomycota; Leotiomycetes; Helotiales; Lachnaceae
Gene: ARI
Product: Aldehyde reductase
Exons: 6
Coding region: 1-978 (325 amino acids)
Cellular component (GO): cytosol
Molecular function (GO): aldose reductase (NADPH) activity
Source: RefSeq, a predicted model, not a curated record